UGAAAGUGCUAUUCCAGAAGGUGAUUCGUCAGACACUGAUGUGGACGGUAAUUUUGAGGCUGACAUGAGCGCCGUAAGUCUCGGUACCCCAGCCUUGUCACCACUUCAUGUCGACCCAGUCAGUAGUGAUGCAGGGUCUGAGGAGCCAUUCUGGAAUGAAAGCCAACAUUAUUCAUUCAUUAACUGGGCGCACCCUAAUGACGAGUUGGAGAUCCUAUAUGGCGAUGAUGACUUGCACGGAGGUUGGAAGUUAGGAGAUCCGUUAUUUGUGCAACAAGAAUUUGGGUCCAAACCAGAAUUGCAACAUGCUGUGAAGAUACAUUGUAUGAAGGGGCGCAGGACAGCCAUAGUUGAAAAAAGCGACGAGUCAAGAUUUGUUAUGAAGUGUAAAAACCAUGCUGACGGUUGUCCCUGGUAUAUGAGGGCAAUUAAGCCGAAGAAGGGAGCUAACUGGGUGGUCCGUAAAUGGGGUCAAGGUCACACAUGCCUAAAUCAAGGCCUAGCACAGGAUCAUAGACAGUUGGAUUCAAAUGUCAUUUGUGCGGCUAUAAUGAGUGAGAGGUUGGAUGAUUGGUCCUGGUUUCUUAGCCUUUUACGUUUUCAUGUCACACACAAGCAUGAUGCUGUUUUGGCAAUUUUUGUUGCAUUUUGGUAA
This is a messenger RNA of Gastrolobium bilobum, 655 nucleotides long. RefSeq lists its product as uncharacterized. NCBI's taxonomy places the organism in Eukaryota, Viridiplantae, Streptophyta, Magnoliopsida, Fabales, Fabaceae. The coding region runs from base 65 to 655 and encodes 196 amino acids. The record is from RefSeq and is a predicted model, not a curated record. The transcript has 4 exons.